CGGCAACACUGUGUUUCCAAUAUGGCGGCUUUUCGAGUUUGCGUUUCCGAGCAUUUGUGUAUGUUGGGAGGGAGGUAGAUUCAGUAAUUCCCAAAAUGCGAUGUUCAUUUGGAAUGUAAUUGAUUUUAUAUUGCUUAAUGAGGAGGCAAUACCACAUGCUUGCUCUGCGUGCGAAGCAACUUGACUGGUGCGUGGUAUUUUUUUAGAGCAAUGCUAUAUGCACUACGUAGUGCGGCUGCGGCUGCGGCUUUAUGUACUGCAACGGAAAGCGCGCGCGGUAGCAGAACAUGGUCGACGAUUAUUAUAGUUCUAUUUGGUCUCGCGAUCCCUACAAUGAUAAGGAAGUUUCUGUGCAUUAUUGCACCGUUUCUCAGAGGCACUACCUCAACUGAGUGUGUGAGCUCAGUAGCGACGCAGCAUCGGAGCACGAUGGUGGAAAGGUUCAGGCUCGAAGGCUUGCCUGGGAAAUUUAACGACGUCAUUUUAAAAGCGCAUAACAACCUCGAAAAUGUGAGCCAGUUGAAGCAGGUUGUCGUUUUCUUCGGAGGCGAUACUCAGGAUUUCCCGGAAGCCAUGGAACUUCACCGCGACAACAGGCGUUAUGCGAAGUGGAACCUGGAGUACAUGGCAGACCUCAUGUUCCAGCAUUUUCCCCAGAGCCACUGCAUCGUGAUCAGGGCCAACCGACUGCAGUUCCGCACGUUCAGCUGCUAUGACAAUUUUGUCGAGAGCAGCGACAUCGGAGCCCCGACCCACGAGUUUAGCGUCGCUGCCCUGGAACACUUGCAGAAGCUCAUCGCAAGCCUCGCAGCCGAGAUCGAGAAGAGGACCUCUCCGCGGCGGCACGUCCUGUCCGCGUCGCUGUUACAGCCGCCGCUCGUCCUGGUGGGAUUCAGCAAGGGAGCUGUUGUCCUCAAUCAGUUUCUAUACUCUUUCAAGGCCUUAGAACAUACCCCCGACGAUGACCUGUCAGCAUUUGUCAGUAGGGUAGCCAAUAUGGUAUGGUUAGAUGGCGGCCACUCGGGCGGCUCCAAUACGUGGGUGACAAAGGAAGUGAUUCUCAAGUGCUUGCUGCAGCUGGACAUUAAAGUGGAUAUUCACGUCACUCCCUACCAAAUCCGCUGCGCGUCAAGACCGUGGAUCGGCAAGGAAGAGAAACUCUUCUACGACACUCUGAAACGCCUCGGGGUCGAUGUGAGGCGUACGGUUCAUUACGACGAUGCUACGCCGUGCAUCGAGCUUCAUUUCCAGUUGCUCGAAGACUUCAUGCCCCUUUCGCCCCAGCCGCCACAAUCUUGAACCGUGCUGUGCCGCACAACGAUUUCAGUGAUGUGACUGUCAUGGCUUCACCGCCAUUUUUUGCCCAAAGACCUGAACAACACUCUGCCAAAGAAGUUGCGAAUAAAUUAAUAGGUGUGUAAUGCUG
Ornithodoros turicata is the source of this 1426-nucleotide messenger RNA. RefSeq names its product mitochondrial protein C2orf69 homolog. Gene Ontology annotation, cellular component: mitochondrion. Lineage: Eukaryota; Metazoa; Arthropoda; Arachnida; Ixodida; Argasidae. The coding region runs from base 211 to 1299 and encodes 362 amino acids. The transcript has 2 exons. The record is from RefSeq and is a predicted model, not a curated record.